GCUGCUCUCCUCCUCCACCUCGCCGAGUCGCUGCCACAUCACAUCCCCCUCCUCCUCACAAACUCCCUGCUGCUCGUCUUCGCUGCUUCUAGGCUUCUAGCCCGUCGACGUCGCCUUCGCCCUCGCCGCCAACGACGCCGACGUGUUGCCGCAGCCGUACCGUAGAGCGGAGAGAGGUCCACGGGUGGUGAGGCCGGCCGUAGCGGGCGGAGGGGGGAGGCGGGAUGGAGGGAGGGCGAUGAGUGCGCGGCUGCGAUGAGGACGAUCUGCGAUGUGUGCGAGAGCGCGGUGGCGGUGCUCUUCUGCGCGGCCGACGAGGCCGCCCUCUGCCGCUCCUGCGACGAGAAGGUACAUCUGUGUAACAAGCUUGCUAGUCGGCAUGUAAGGGUUGGGCUUGCAGACCCUAAUAAAUUAGUACGCUGUGAUAUAUGUGAAAAUUCUCCUGCUUUCUUCUACUGUGAUAUAGAUGGUACAUCACUUUGCCUGAGUUGUGAUAUGGCUGUUCAUGUUGGUGGGAAACGAACCCAUGGAAGAUAUUUGCUGCUAAGACAAAGGGUCGAAUUUCCAGGAGAUAAACCAGGGAAUAUGGAUGACGUACCUAUGCAGCAGAUAGAAUCUGAAAACCAGAGGGACCAAAAUAAGGCUCCUCAUUCAGUACCGAAGGAGCAAAUGGUGAGCCAUCAUCAUGCCUAUGAUAAUCAUGCCUCAGAUGGCAAUUGCAAUGGGCAGGGUAACAUUGAUUCUAAAAUGUUUGAUCUUAAUAUGAGACCAGCUCGUAAUCAUGGGCAAGGUUCGAGUUCACAGACUCAGGCAGUUGAUCAUAGUGCCAACAACCAUGACUCUUCAGGAGUGGUGCCAACAUGCAAUUUGGAACGAGACACCAACAAAUAAGCACUGGAAUAUCUGAAUGUAAAUUUUCUCAGUUGUUGGUACAAACAUUUCUUCCGCACCGGGAGCUUGAAUCAGCUUUAGCCUUAGUGGCCGGGCUGAAUGUGUUGUUGCCGCGACCUUAGACUAUGUAUUAUUUUCUAAUACAGCUGAAGCUAACGACUGCAUGCUGAUUCGGCGUGGCAUGCCUUUGACGCUAUGUAUCGUUGUGGACUCUUCUUGUGAAUCUCAGGAAUGGUUGUGUGUUAUCAGGAACUGUACAAAGGAACAAUAUAUCUCAUUUUCUGUGUAUACCAUUUCAGAAUUAAUUAAGAUGUUUUUUAUUUCAGAA
Messenger RNA from Brachypodium distachyon (stiff brome), 1219 nucleotides. RefSeq names its product B-box zinc finger protein 18. The transcript has 5 exons. Gene Ontology annotation, cellular component: nucleus. Gene Ontology annotation, biological process: photomorphogenesis; regulation of DNA-templated transcription. Bases 256 to 891 code for a protein of 211 amino acids. Gene Ontology annotation, molecular function: zinc ion binding. Lineage: Eukaryota; Viridiplantae; Streptophyta; Magnoliopsida; Poales; Poaceae. The record is from RefSeq and is a predicted model, not a curated record.